Molecule: messenger RNA, 2491 nt
Organism: Phodopus roborovskii (desert hamster)
Lineage: Eukaryota; Metazoa; Chordata; Mammalia; Rodentia; Cricetidae
Gene: Entpd1
Product: ectonucleoside triphosphate diphosphohydrolase 1
Exons: 10
Coding region: 156-1694 (512 amino acids)
Biological process (GO): nucleoside diphosphate catabolic process
Cellular component (GO): plasma membrane
Molecular function (GO): UDP phosphatase activity; GDP phosphatase activity
Source: RefSeq, a predicted model, not a curated record
CCCUCCCACAAGCCCUAGGGUCUGUUAUAUCUCUGAUCCUGAGUACCUCUCUCACAGAAAGGCACCACAGCAAGCAGAGGCAGCAAAAACAAAACAAAACAAAAAAGCACCCAAGACAAACGAGGAAAGAGGAAGAAAACAAAAAGCUGCCCCUUAUGGAAGAUAUAAAGGAAUCUAAGGUGAAGAGAUUUUGCUCCAAAAACAUCCUGAUCAUCCUUGGUUUCUCCUCUGUCUUGGCUGUGAUAGCUUUGAUUGCUGUGGGAUUGACCCAGAACAAACCAUUGCCAGAAAAUGUUAAGUACGGGAUUGUGCUGGACGCGGGGUCUUCUCACACCAACUUGUACAUCUACAAGUGGCCGGCUGAGAAGGAGAAUGACACGGGAGUGGUGCACCAGCUGCAAGAGUGCCAAGUGAAAGGUCCUGGAAUUUCAAAAUAUGCUCAGAAGACACAUGAAAUAGACACAUACCUAGCCGAAUGCAUGGAAAUGUCCACUAAGUUGAUCCCAGCAUCUAAGCAGCGCGAAACACCCGUUUACCUGGGAGCCACAGCAGGCAUGCGCUUACUCAGAAUGGAAAGUGAACAAUCGGCAGACAGUGUCCUGACUGCAGUGUCAAGAAGCCUUAGCAACUACCCCUUUGACUUCCAGGGUGCCAAGAUCAUCACUGGCCAAGAGGAAGGUGCCUAUGGGUGGAUUACUAUCAACUACCUACUGGGCAGAUUCACUCAGAAACAGAGUUGGCUAAACCUCAUCUCCACAGACCACCAGAAACAGGAAACCUUUGGUGCUUUGGAUCUCGGUGGCGCCUCUACACAAAUCACCUUCGUGCCCCUAAACGACACUAUAGAGGCCCCAGAAAACUCUCUGCAGUUUCGCCUCUAUGGUGAGGACUACACCGUGUACACACACAGCUUCCUGUGCUAUGGGAAGGAUCAGGCACUCUGGCAGAAACUAGCCAAGGACAUCCAGGUUUCAAGUGGCGGGACCCUCAGGGAUCCAUGCUUUCACCCGGGAUACAAGAAGGUGGUGAAUGUAAGUGAACUCUACGGCACCCCCUGCACCAAGAGAUUCAAAAAGAAGCUACCAUUUGACCAGUUUCAAAUCCAGGGCACUGGGGACUACCAACAGUGCCACCAGAGCAUCCUCGAGCUCUUCAACAACAGCUACUGCCCUUACUCCCAGUGUGCCUUCAAUGGGGUCUUCUUGCCACCUCUCCAUGGGAGUUUUGGGGCGUUUUCGGCUUUCUACUUUGUGAUGGAUUUUUUUAAGAAGAUGGCAAAAGACAGUGUCUCCUCUCCGGAAAAGAUGACAGAAACCUUAAAAAAUUUUUGCUCAAAGCCUUGGGAGGAGGUGAAAACAGCUAACCCUACAGUAAAGGAGAAAUACCUGAAUGAGUACUGCUUCUCGGGUGCUUACAUCCUCACCCUCCUCCUACAAGGCUACAGCUUCACAGGCAAUUCCUGGGAGCAGAUUCAUUUUAUGGGCAAGAUCGAGGACAGCAAUGCAGGAUGGACUUUGGGCUACAUGCUGAACUUGACCAACAUGAUCCCAGCUGAACAGCCGCUCUCCCCACCUCUCCCUCACUCCACCUACGUCACCCUCAUGGUUAUCUUCUCCCUGGUCUUGGUUGCUGUGGCCAUCAUAGGCCUGUUCAUCUAUAGCAAGCCUUCAUAUUUCUGGAAAGAGGCGGUAUAGCAGCAGCACCUGAAAUUUGCUGUCUGGAGUGAGAAAGCAGCUUGCCCAGGGAGCCUGCUCCCUGCAGGGGGUCCAGAGUCACCUUCCCUGCUUUCAGGGACAGUCUCAGCCAGCAGGAAGCUUGGGAGGCUUGCUGUGCUGAAGGCUUUCCUUGGGGACACUAGGCUUCCUCUGCCCCAAGGACUUCCUGGUCAUCUUCUCUUGUCAUUCCCAGCUGCCUUCCUUCUCCUUCAUCCUCUGUGCUUCUGAUCACGACUGUCAUGGUCUGUGCUUCAGAAAAGAACAGUAUCAACUUUGUCUCAGAGAACCAGAAUCCCACGUGCCCCAGCACCCAAUGUGAGCUGGGGGGGGUCACAGCUUUGGGACCCCCCUCCCUCCUCCUAAGAAAGCCAUGCCAUGCCUUUGGAGAGAGGAGACUCAAACCCUUUCCAACCAAGCCUGCCCUUUGGAUAGGAGAAUUUUCUAAAGAAGACAAUUAUGUGCUAAAGCCAAAGAGUUUUUGUUUUUGUUUUGCUUGUUUGGUUUUGUUUGUUUGUUUGUUUGUUUUUGCAAAGAAGCCUAUGUGCUUGUGCAGCCAACGUGGUUCAUCAUCUGCUGAAAAUAAGAGCGGAAACACGCUGUGUAUUCCUGCGAGAUGCCGAAAUCCUCUCAAGUAGGACACACCAGCCAGAGGUUUUUGAAAAGCAGAUGCACACAUAGGCAUUUAGGGGAUAUUGCAUGACAGUAUUGAAUGUGUUAGGAAGAAAACUACAGCUACCACUCAGGACUGGGAAAAAUAUACCCUCUAACGCAUCUUU